Molecule: messenger RNA, 915 nt
Organism: Coregonus sp. 'balchen'
Lineage: Eukaryota; Metazoa; Chordata; Actinopteri; Salmoniformes; Salmonidae
Source: the annotation of a GenBank genome assembly
AUGAAGGGGGUCCGGUGGGGUGUCCUCCUAGGACUGAUGGUCCUGAUCUAUGGCUCCCAUGCCCCCCUUAUCGCCCUCACCAAGGUGGAUGGGCAGGUUCCCUUCAGCUCCUCCUCCUGUGUGGUUCUGAUAGAGUUAACCAAGCUUUUGGUGUCCCUGGCCACUCUGCUCCUGACUGGGGACCUGUCUGCCCUGCACGCACCCCUGGCCCUCGUGGCCCCCUACGCAGUCCCAGCCUUACUCUACGCCUUCAACAACAACCUGGUGGUCCUCAUGCAGAUCUACAUGGACCCCAGCUCCUUCCAGGUCCUCAGCAACCUGAAGAUCGCCUCCACGGCCCUGCUCUACACCUCCUGCCUGGGGAAGAGGCUGCGGUCCGCCCAGUGGCUGGCCCUGGGGAUCCUCAUGGGGGCCGGGGUGUGUCACAGCUACAGCAGCCUGGAUCUGGAGGACUCAGGGCAAACUGAGGACCAGGCGAGUUCCAGGCUUCACAUUACAGCCUGGGGCCUAGUUCUAGUGCUGGUUUACUGCUUCAUCUCAGGGCUGGCGGCCGUCUACACAGAACGGGUGCUGAAGAGCCAGCGACUACCCCUCAGCCUGCAGAACGUGUACCUGUACGUGUUUGGAGUGGCCAUCAACUUGGUCUCCCACCUCUCCAGCAUGGGGGGAGAACAGGGUUUCCUGGAGGGUUACUCAGGGGCGGUGUGGGCCAUUGUGGCGGGGCAGGCAGCUAACGGGCUGCUGAUGUCAAUAGUGCUAAAGCAUGGCAGCGGCAUCACCAGGCUGUUUGUCAUCUCUUGCUCUAUGCUGGUCAAUGCUCUGCUCUCCUGGGCCCUGCUGGGCCUGCAGCUCACCCCCCUCUUCCUGUUACCUACCUCUAUGAUUGGCCUGGCAGCCUAUCUGUACUACAGGUAG